Molecule: messenger RNA, 816 nt
Organism: Sitodiplosis mosellana (orange wheat blossom midge)
Lineage: Eukaryota; Metazoa; Arthropoda; Insecta; Diptera; Cecidomyiidae
Product: putative nuclease HARBI1
Exons: 2
Coding region: 1-816 (271 amino acids)
Source: RefSeq, a predicted model, not a curated record
AUGAUAAGUCGUUAUGUCAACAAAUAUACGGACAUAAUCUCGAGCCACUUAGCACCACGAUUCAUAAAAUUCCCACAAACACAAGCUGAAAUUGACGCGACGAAAUUACGUUUUGAAGCCCAAUUUAAUGUUCCCGGCUUGCUAUCCAUUGUCGAUGGCACUCAUGUGGCAAUUUCGGCCAUGUCUCGUGAAGUUGAACAUGCUUUCGUGAAUAGAAAGGGCUUCCAUUCAAUUAAUGUCCAGAUCGCUUGUGACGCUCGAAUGGUCAUCACGAAUAUAAACGCCAGAUAUCCAGGUUCAACGCAUGAUUCAUUUAUUUUUCUGGCCAGUCGACUGUACACAUUCCUCAGGAAUUUGUAUGAACGAGAUCCACACGAUCUGAACAUCAUUAUUGGCGAUUAUGGAUAUCCGCUCUUGCCAUUUCUCAUGACGCCGUUUGAGGGUGAUAACUUGACCAUGAAUCAAACAAUUUAUAAUGAUCUCGUUGUAUCUACGCGUACAUUGAUCGAGAGAACUAUUGGCUUGUUGAAGACUCGGUUUCGAUGCAUUAUGGGUGAACGCCAAUUGAGAUACCAUCAAACAAAAGUCAGUAAAAUCGUUCAUGCUUGUGCCACACUUCACAAUUUUCUCAUUCUGAAUGGUUUCGAUAUAUUCAAUGACAUUGAUCCACUCGAUUUGGCUGCAGUAGUCAAUAAUAAUCAAAUUGGAAAUCUUAACGUGAACGCAAAUUUAAAUUUAGUAGCCAAUCGCAUGUCAGGGGAACACCGUCGGAAUCAAUUGGCAAAUGAGUUAGCCUUACGAAUGCAAAUAAAUUAA